Molecule: messenger RNA, 303 nt
Organism: Drosophila rhopaloa
Lineage: Eukaryota; Metazoa; Arthropoda; Insecta; Diptera; Drosophilidae
Exons: 3
Coding region: 1-303 (100 amino acids)
Source: RefSeq, a predicted model, not a curated record
AUGAAAUUAUUCACUUUAAAUCAGAGCAAGGAGAUCCUUUGUGUCCUGCACUUGUCUUAUAUUGAAGCUCAAUCGGAUCGAGAAUACUGUGAGAAUGUGUACAGUGAUUGUCAACGAUUUACUCCUAGAAUAGGACGAUUUGAUGAGACUAUAGAUUCCUUUAAUCGACAUUGUCGUCGAGAGCGACGAGGAAGAUGGAACAACGUAUCUCGAUGUGAAAUGGAAAAAGCUACCUGCCUUUUGAUUUUACGACGGUGUGAUGAUAUGACCUGCAAAAAUAUUGCCGACAUCUUGGAAUUAUAA